Molecule: messenger RNA, 2766 nt
Organism: Cannabis sativa
Lineage: Eukaryota; Viridiplantae; Streptophyta; Magnoliopsida; Rosales; Cannabaceae
Product: inactive protein kinase SELMODRAFT_444075
Exons: 8
Coding region: 154-2397 (747 amino acids)
Biological process (GO): protein phosphorylation
Molecular function (GO): ATP binding; protein tyrosine kinase activity
Source: RefSeq, a predicted model, not a curated record
UGGUCAGGUCAGCUAAUUAACCAUGGUUUCAGGAACCCACGUUAAGCAAUUGUGAGUUGAGUGAGAGACUAUGUAUCUGUAUCUCUAUAUAUACAUAUUUGAUAAUAAUAAUAAUAAUAAUAAACAUAUGAAUGAAUUGAAGACUAUGAUAUAAUGUUUGGUGAAGGGAGCUUUAGGAAACGAAGGCCGGCCACGUGGAUGUCGAUGGUGGACAAAGUGGUGGUGGCCGUGAAAGCUGAGAGAGUCAUCUCCAAGGCCGCACUUGCCUGGGCUCUUACUCACGUUGUUCAUCCCGGCGAUUCCAUAACUUUGCUCGCAGUUUUACCCUCCCACACAACCACUACAAGGAGGAGUAGAUUCUGGAGAUCAUUUCCGAUACUGGCGGGAGACUGUGGGAGCAGCCACCCUCACCGGGAGAAGCUAUGCGAUCGGAUUAGUGAGAUCUCGGAGUCAUGUUCCCAAAUGGUGCUUCAGUAUCACAACCAAAUCGAGGUGACGGUGCGGGUGAAGGUGGUGUUAGAUACACUAGCGGGUGCUGUGGCGGCUGAAGCAAAGGGCAAUGAGGCCAACUGGGUCAUACUGGACAAAAAAUUGAAGCAAGAGCUAAAGCACUGUGUAGAGGAACUCCGCUGCAACAUUGUAGUGAUGAAAGGGUCGCAACCAAAAGUGUUGAGACUCAAUUUAGGAUGCUCAGACCAUGGUGGUGGGAGUGGGCUGGAAACCCCAUUCUUUUCAGCUGCUUCUUCGCCAGUUAUGGACAUUCGAAAGUUGAAAUUGGGCCAUAAGAUGAAGCAUUCCACUCCGGUGAGCAGCCCUGAAGAAGAAACAACUACAUCCUGCGCAAGAACAAGAGAAGGCUCCAUAUCGAGUUUCAACAGCGCCGCCUCUAUUUUCCUUGUCUACGAACAGAAUCCUCUUUUCGAAGGUCCGCACAAUGGGACUUAUAGACUAAUUGAUGAGGAGCAAAAUGAUGAUUUGGAACUGGAAGAAUCAUUAUCAGCUAUGGACUCAAAUAAACAUGAAAGUGUUAUAACUCUUUCUAAAAUUCCAACAUCUGUGGCUUGGAUUCCACAAAGCCACGCCCUUGAGCUUGAUGUAGGACAGCUGCCUAUUAAGCCUCCUCCUCGUAAUAAUGGCAACAAAAAUCAUGUGUUUUCCUCUGCCACUACUAGCAGUAAUAGUAGUAGUAGUACUCUGUUUUAUCAAGAUCAUGUGACACCAGCUGCAGGUAGAUCAAUAAAGAAAAGGGAAUAUACUAUCAAUUCAAGCAUUAGGGAUGCCGUUUCUCUAGGAAGAACUUCCUCAGUACCUCCUCCACUUUGCUCAACAUGUCAACACAAGACACCGAUGUUUGGAAAGCCUCCAAAACAAUUCUCGUACAGAGAGCUAGAGGAAGCUACAGAAGGGUUCUCACAAAAAAACUUUGUUGCUGAAAGCGGGUUUGGUGUGGUUCACAGGGGAACACUGAGAGAUGGACAGGUUGUCGCAGUGAAGCAUUUGAAGUUUUGUGGGUCUCAGGCCGAUGCUGACUUCUGUCGCGAAGUUCGGGUUUUGAGCUGCGCACAACACAGGAACGUUGUGUUGCUAAAUGGGUUUUGCAUUGAGGGCAAUAUGAGGAUGUUGGUUUAUGAGUACAUAUGCAACGGCUCCUUAGACUUUCAUUUACAUGGAAACAGAGCCCCUUUAGAAUGGCAUGCGAGGUUAAAGAUAGCAACAGGCACAGCCCGUGGCUUACGGUAUCUUCAUGAAGAUUGUAGAGUGGGGUGUAUAGUCCACAGAGAUCUACGACCCAAUAAUAUCCUCCUAACGCAUGAUUUUGAACCUAUGGUUGCAGAUUUUGGGCUUGCUAGGUGGCACUCUGAGUGGGACGUCAGUACGGAGGUUCAAGUGUUUGGUUCAGCAGGGUAUCUUGCACCGGAAUAUGUAGAGGGUGGAGAAAUUACGCAUAAAGUUGAUGUGUAUGCGUUUGGGUUGGUUCUUUUGGAGCUGAUGACUGGGCGCAGAAUCAGGGAGUUGCAACAUGCAAAUGAAGAGCUUUUUUUGGCUGAUUGGCUCACUCCAUUAGCUACUAUGGAAUCAUCAUAUUAUCAGUUACUUGAUCCCACCUUGGCUGUUAUUAGUACUUCUGACCAAUCCAGUACUACUUCUACUACUUCUACUACUACUGAUUUCCUUCGUCAGUUAGAUGCCAUGGGGCGAGCUGCUUCCUUGUGUCUUCGUCGAGAUCCAGACUCCAGACCCCAAAUGUCCAAGGUUCUGAGAGUGCUAGAAGGAGGAGAUGUAGUGGUUCCAGCGGGUUCAACCUCAAUCGGUAGUAGAAGUGGUCACUUGAAUGGUUUAAGUUCACGCCCAAAACCUGAACUCAGAGUCAGUCAUUCUCGUAGGCUGUCACACUAAUUAAAAAUAGAUUUCGUACGGUAUAACAAUGAAUCUGUGGUCGUGGAUUGGACCUUGCUCUUUAUAGUUUUUAUAUAUAAUUUAUGUGAAAAAAAAGCUCCAAAUUUAUUCAUCGUUAUUUAUUACCAUUGGAUUUGCAUUUAUAUUGGGAUAGUUGUACUACUAUUAUGAUUACAGGAAAAGAAAUUAUGGUUUAGCCAUAAAUGUCUUCUACCUAUCGUAGCAUUAAUAUUUGUUGUCACACGUGAUAUACAUAUAUUACUGAAAUUUUAGGCUUUGUAGGAGUGGUUUAUUUAGUGAUGUUCACACUCUGUUUUCUUUUGUAACAUUUUCGCAAGUUCAUUAUAUAUAAUUAAAAGAAUUUCUUCA